Fraxinus pennsylvanica is the source of this 372-nucleotide messenger RNA. The record is from the annotation of a GenBank genome assembly. NCBI's taxonomy places the organism in Eukaryota, Viridiplantae, Streptophyta, Magnoliopsida, Lamiales, Oleaceae.
AUGCUUGUGAAGGCCAAAGCUGCAAAGAGUGUUCUCGAAGAAACGAAGUUUGAACCAGAACCGAGAUGUUUGGAGUCGAAUAUUGAGGGUCUUUAUGAAAAUGGGUUGGUUGAGGAAGCCUUAGAUGUAUUUAAACAAUUGAAAAUGGCCGGUCAUUGUGUGUUUUUGAAGAUAUGGAAUUCUGCUGUCUUGCAGUCUGUCAAAGCAAAAAGAGUUGGACAUUAUCUGGAAAAUAAGGCCACAAGCUUCUUCGACAGUUUCCAGAGGCGAGGCAUGUCUUACGUGCAGAGAAAACAGAUUCAGCAACUUCCACAACUUCAGCCAACUCAGAAACAGAUUCAGCAGCAACAACUAAAUCAGUUGCUCCCAUAA